CACACACACACACACACACACACACACUCUGCCAAGGUAAGUUGAAACGUUUCUGUAUUUGAAGGCUGACCUUGUCUGGGAAAGCAUUGUUUGUGAGUAUGAUUGGCACAGAUUCACUUGGAUUUUUAAAGUUUCUUUGAACUUCGGAGGAAAUUUUAUUUUAUUUUUUUUUGUUUGUUUGUUUUUCAUUCCUAGAUGCCCCGUGCCAAGUCCCACCGGCGGGCCCAGGCCCAGAAGCGGAGGAUGGCGCAGCCGCAGCCAUGGACCCCCCAGCCGCCUGUCCCCGAGUUCGUUGCUCGGCGCGGUACAGGGUACCGCCAUCGCGUGCGGAGAUGGCCGACUUCGGAGCUGACCCAGCGCAGCUUCAAGUUGGUCACUCCUGCCCAGAAGCCGGACCAGAAGAUGGUGUUCGUCGUGGGAGACUCCCACCUGCGGGCCAUGGUGGAUGGGAUCGUCGCGAUGCCGGAGGUACCUCUGUGUUUUUCUUUUCUCUCUGUUCCAGGUGCCCUGGCCUGCAGGAGCUGUUCCGCCAGGAGUACCGCCGUGUCGCAGCACGCAUGGGUGCACCUCAGCGACAGCGAGGGAACGCCGAUCCUCGUCCAGGCCCUGUGGGACGCCGCGGUCCGCCAGCUGACUCCUCCUCCUCCUCCUCCUCCUCCUUCGGUGCCCCCCCGGACAUCGCCUCGUGCCAGGGUCUCCCCCGUGCUGGUCGUGACGGGACACAGCCCCGCGGCUCGUCACCGCAACCCACUGGAGUGGACCGUUGUCGGACAGGAGGGCAAGAUUCGAGCAUCUCCGGUGCAAGAGUCUGUCCUCCCGUCCAACCCCGUGUGGUUCAGCGGCGACAUCCUGGAGGCCAUGGAGAGGGUUUCGCCAUCCUCGGACAGCGACGUCACUGCCCUUCUGCCAGCUGGCCAGACUUCCCGUGUGAGGCGUUCGCCGAAAGGUGUUGCCACAAGGCGUAGAGGAGGAAAGCGGCAGGUGCUGGCAACACCUUCACCUGCCCGUGUCACCGUGCCUGCCUCCGGGCCCAGACCAGCGGUGCAGCAGGUGGAGGCGACAGUCCAGGAGUCGGCCAGCGUGGUGCCAGGGGUGGUCUUCGGACGGGAGGAGGUCGCCGCAGCGUGCCCUGCCGUCCCAGAGGAGCAACGGAAGAUCAUCAAAGCUAAGGCUGUUUUUGUUCCUUCUGUUUGUGUUAGUGAUGUUCAGUCAGAGUCUAGCGCUAAUGCUGUGGCAACAGGGUCUAACAUAGAUAGCAGCAGGAUUAGGCUAGCUAAAGUUGUGCGCGGGUCGUUUCAUCAGGGAAAUGCCCGAUUUGUGUAUGGAGGAGUCCAGUGUAUGGCUAUAGCUUUGGUCAGCUUAGCCAAACACACAGUGAGGAGCGCGUUCUCGUGGGACAGGCUGGAUCUGGAUCGCGCGUUGGUUGAAGGUGAUGAGUUGUACACGAGUUUGCGUGACCUCAACAUCUUCAGCCAUGUGUCUAAUCUGCUGUCUGUGCCAGAUUUGCCACAGCAGUUGGAAUUAGACGGACGGCUGUUUAGGUUUGGUUUUGGUGACACGGUGUUAGGCGAAGUAGGCGUGACCGAAGGUGAAUACAUCGAUUUCGGUGUAUUCAUCAGCUUGCGUAAUGGACUGGAGAGAAUCUUCAGUCAAUACACCACAUGUCUUUUGACUAUGUGCGGAAACACCACUGCCAUCGUGCGUGAGGGUGGACGGUUCGCUGUGGUCGACAGUCACUCACGCAGUAACACUGGCUUGUUACACCAUGACGGUACAAGCGUGGUUCUGCAUUUCGCGUGUCUCGACGACCUGCACCACUACAUCUGUCGUUUGGCCGACAGUCUCCGUUCGAGGGAGAAGCUCUUUGAGCUGUGUGGUGUGACUGUCAGCACGGAUGCAAGUCCAGCGCAGUCUGGUGUGUCUGUGGAGAGUCUCAUCACUGAGAUGAGCGCUGCUCCGGCACCAGACGAGGUGAGCAGCGGUUCAGCGGCAGAACCAAUGGUGAUCGAUGGCAGAAAGCGUGUUAUUUCUUCCGGCACUUGUAUGUCGAAGAAAUCCAAGAGUUUCGAUGUCCGAGAGGUCAAUUUGGACGUCGAAUUUGUUAACGAGGUUGUUAGUCCGGUAGCCACAGAGGAGGGGUUGUUAGGUGUUCCUUGUAGCAAAGAGAGGAUUGUGGCCGAUGGGAACUGCUUCUUCAGAGCCAUCUCUCAGUCGAUGCCCCGUGCCAAGUCCCACCGGCGGGCCCAGGCCCUGAAGCGGAGGAUGGCGCAGCCGCAGCCAUGGACCCCCCAGCCGCCUGUCCCCGAGUUCGUUGCUCGGCGCGGUACAGGGUACCGCCAUCGCGUGCGGAGAUGGCCGACUUCGGAGCGGACCCAGCGCAGCUUCAAGUUGGUCACUCCUGCCCAGAAGCCGGACCAGAAGGUAUUAGUUUUUCUUUUUCAGAAACACAGUGCUGGUCGUAAGAAGUCGGUGUCUAUGUUCUAA
Myripristis murdjan (pinecone soldierfish) is the source of this 2484-nucleotide messenger RNA. RefSeq lists its product as uncharacterized. The transcript has 13 exons. Lineage: Eukaryota; Metazoa; Chordata; Actinopteri; Holocentriformes; Holocentridae. Bases 196 to 2484 code for a protein of 762 amino acids. The record is from RefSeq and is a predicted model, not a curated record.